AACGACAGGGAGCCAAAUGUAAUCCAGCCUCUGCGUGUCUCCUACGCGCGGGGAAUACAGACAUUGAACGCUGCACGACAACCAUAAGUGUUGUGUUUGUAGCUUCUGCUCGUUUCUUUAUCACAUUGUGAGCUUAUUCUUCAUCAUACUGAUAAAAUGUGGAACCAAGGAUCAUAUGGAGAGGCUAGCAUGGGUGGAGGAUACACUCAGUCACCGGGUGGCUUUGGCUCACCUGCUGCUUCCCAGGGAGAGAAAAAGGGGAGGGCACGGGCACAGCAGAUAGUCCCCUGCACAGUGUCACAGCUCAUGACAGCAGCCCAGGCGGAGGAUGUCUUUAGAGUAGGUGAGGUGGAGGUUGCGCAAGUUACUAUUGUUGGAAUCAUCAGAAACACAGACAAAUCCAUGACUAACAUUCAGUACAAAGUGGAUGACAUGACGGCGGCUCCCAUGGAUGUCAAGCAGUGGGUAGAUACAGAGGAUCCUAGUGUGGACAGCUCAGUCAUUCCUCCAGACACGUAUGUCAAGGUCUCCGGCAACCUGCGUUCUUUUCAGAAUAACCGGUCUUUAGUGGCAUUCAGUGUCCGGCCAUUAGAGGAUAUGAAUGAGAUCACAUCUCAUAUGCUGGAGGUUGUGCAGGCUCAUAUGCUGCUGAGCAAGCCACACACUAUGAUGGGAGGAGGCGGCAGUAUGAACAGCAGCACGAUGCCCAUGUCUCGCCCUGGCCUGGGUGGCACUCUGGGUGGUAGCUAUUCUGGUGCCAGUUCCAUGGCCAAUAAUGGAUUAAACCCUAAUCAAAAUCAGGUUUUAUGUCUAAUAAAAAGCUGCCCAGAACCUCAGGGGAUCAGCAUACAGGAGCUAAAGCAAAGACUAAGCGGCAUGAGCAUGACUAUAAUCAGGCAAGUUGUGGACUUUCUCAGCAAUGAAGGACACAUUUUCUCUACUAUCGAUGAGGACCACUUCAGAUCAACAGAUCAAGAAGCUUAAGACCCAUUUUUAAGCACUGCAAAUGUAAACCAUCUCUAACUGCCUGAAGUUAAUGCCUAACUUAAUUUGUCUGUGCUAAAACAUUUUAUGCACUUCCUGUGAGAAGUGUAUACUGGCCAGGAAAUAGAUAUUUAGGUGUGAUGGCUGUAAACUUGCCAAUGUACAAGGGUUAUUCAUGCAGGCUUCUUGGUUCCUGUAGUUUAUGAGCGAAAAUAUAAAAUCAAAGAAAAGAAUAGCAAAAGUGUGGUUUGAAAACAUUUUAAUAUUAAUGUACACAUUGUCCUUUAAAAAUGUUUAUAAUUAAAUAAAUGGUUUGUUUGUAA
Tachysurus fulvidraco (yellow catfish) is the source of this 1307-nucleotide messenger RNA. It is a transcript of the gene rpa2, whose product is annotated as replication protein A2. Lineage: Eukaryota; Metazoa; Chordata; Actinopteri; Siluriformes; Bagridae. Gene Ontology annotation, biological process: double-strand break repair via homologous recombination; DNA replication; nucleotide-excision repair. Bases 157 to 984 code for a protein of 275 amino acids. The transcript has 9 exons. Gene Ontology annotation, molecular function: DNA binding. Gene Ontology annotation, cellular component: site of double-strand break; chromosome, telomeric region; DNA replication factor A complex. The record is from RefSeq and is a predicted model, not a curated record.